CAAUGUCGAAGGAAGAGGAUCAAAGUGAAGUAGAGGAUCAUAUAUUAAAAAGAUUUGAUUUGUAAGAAUAUAAAGGAAAGGGAGCUUAUGGGAUUGUAUGGAAGGCGUACGAUACAAAAACCAAAUAAAUUGUUGCAUUGAAAAAAGUUUUAUUUUCAAAAUAAGCUAGGUGUUUGAUGCUUUUCAAAAUUCUACAGAUGCGUAGAGAACUUACAGGGAAGUUAUAUUUUUGAAAUAAUUAAAUACUCAUGAGAACAUAGUAAAAUUAAUAUCUGUCAUAAGGGCAGAUAACAACAAAGUCUUAUACAUGGUUUUUGAGUAUAUGGAAACAGAUUUGCAUCGAGUAAUUGUUUUUUAAUAUUACAAAAUAGGUUAUCAGAGCAGAAUUGUUAAAUAAUAUGCAUAUCCAAUAUGUGAUGUAUUAAAUUCUGAAAAGUCUCAAAUACAUUCAUUCUGGAUAGUUAGAUUUGAAGCCAGCGAACAUUUUGAUAAAUGCAGAUUGCCAUAUCAAAGUGGCUGAUUUUGGAUUAUCAAGGUGUCUAUCUGAGACAGAAAAUAAUCAUGGUAAAUAAUUUUUAUAUUUUUAGAAAUGCCUUUUAUGACAGAAUAUGUAGCAACUAGAUGGUAUAGAGCCCCUGAAAUACUAUUUGGAUCUAAUUAUUAUUCUACUGCUGUCGAUAUGUGGAGUGUCGGUUGCAUUUUAGGAGAAAUGAUACUUGGUAAAGCAUGCUUUGCAGGUAUGAAUACUAUUAUCAAAAGGAACUUCAACUUUGGAUUAAAUUGACAAAAUUAUUUAAUUGAUUGGAAAACCUACUAUAUCUGAAUUGGAAUCAAUCAAUGCUCCUAUGGGUUAUCAAAUUAUUGAGUAAAUUGAAAGCAAAAAGCAAUUCAGUUACCCAAAAUUUUUUCCAAAGGCCAAUGAUCUCCAAAUUGAUUUUUUAAAGUAAAAAUUAUAGAAUAAUUAGAAAUUGUUAGUUUACAAUCCAAAAAAUAGACUGACAGCUGAAUUGGCUUUAGAUCAUCCAUAUCUAAAAGAUUUCAAACAAACAGAAUAAGAAAUAAUAUUAGAUUAAUACAUUACUAUUCCAUUUAAUGAUAACAAAAAACUUAAGCUAUAAGAUUAUAGAGAUGCCCUAUAUAAGGGAAUCAUAACUAAAAAGUCUAAAAAUUUAAUUAGCACUAAUUUUUCUAGUUAUUAAACUUAUAAAUAGAGUAAAAAUGAACCCAAUUCUAAUACUAUUGUAGUUAAAUCUGAUACUGAGCAAUAUAUAUACAAAUAACCAGUUAAUUAGCAAUAAUAAGUCAGAUGUAAAUCUAGAUUAGAUUAACGAAGUGAAUCAGUUUCUAAAAAAAUUGCCUAAACCUAAUAUUUCAACACUUAAGAUAUUAUAAGAAUUUAAAGGCAAACUGACAUCAGCGAUAUUUACGGGUAUCUAAUCCUAAAUAUAUAAAUAGAUAACCUCAUUCGAUCUAAUAAAAUUCUAAGCCUAAGUUAGGUGUUAAGAAAUCGAAAACUCCAGAUCUCAAAAAUUAUUAAAUGGUUCACUCAAGAAGUCUAUCUUAGAAUAAAAACAUUUCUGUUUCAAGAAGCAGUAGCAAGGCUAAAACACGAGGUAGCCCAUAUCACUCUGAAGGAAAGGUCUUAAUCAGUCAACCAGAUAUGAAUGGCUCUUUCUCAAAGAGUUUCUAUAAUUUUAAUAAUUUGAGUAAAUAUUAUUCAUAUUUUCAUAGUCAACUCUAAUUAACCUUUGUAUGCAAAAAUUUUAUCUAAGCAUUAAAAUUUUGUUAAAUUCAAUUAAAAAAAAUUACGCUCUGAAUCAUUAAAGAAAUGA
Molecule: messenger RNA, 1832 nt
Organism: Paramecium pentaurelia
Lineage: Eukaryota; Ciliophora; Oligohymenophorea; Peniculida; Parameciidae
Source: the annotation of a GenBank genome assembly